CUGAUGCUCAGUGGGCGAGAGGUCAUCGAGGUCAUUUCUGCUCCUCGAGGAGCCUGGCCUCACUCAGCCUGCGGACUGUUGGGGUGAAGCAGGAGAUGGCGUGGUCAGCGGUCCUCUUGGAAGAACUGUAGGAGAAGCCGUCAUGAAGGUCUCAGUGAGGCCGGGUGACGCUCCAGAAUGGGAGACAAGCCAAUUUGGGAGCAGAUUGGAUCCAGCUUCAUUCAACAUUACUACCAGUUAUUUGAUAACGACAGAACCCAACUAGGCGCAAUUUAUAUUGACGCAUCAUGCCUUACGUGGGAAGGACAGCAAUUCCAGGGGAAAGCUGCCAUUGUGGAGAAGUUGUCUAGCCUUCCGUUCCAGAAAAUCCAGCACAGCAUCACGGCGCAGGACCAUCAGCCCACGCCAGAUAGCUGCAUCAUCAGCAUGGUUGUGGGCCAGCUCAAGGCUGAUGAAGACCCCAUCAUGGGGUUCCACCAGAUGUUCCUAUUAAAGAACAUCAACGAUGCUUGGGUUUGCACCAAUGACAUGUUCAGGCUUGCCCUGCACAACUUCGGCUGACCUCCUCCCAGCCAGGCACUCAUGCUGUUUCCUCCUCCCUCCUCUCCCCAAUAUUAUUCACACUCCUACAGAUGCUCCAAAUAUCAUACACAAAUGAGCAGGGCCGCGGUGGGAGCGGGCGCAGUGCGCUGCUGCUACUGGGGUAUUGUGCAUGAUGUUUGGACGCUAGACUAGUUGCAUCUGACAGGAGAAGUUUGUGUUGUACCAGCGCAUGCCUUGGAAAGACUUAAGUAAUGCAAAAGGUUGUUUUUUUUUGUUUUUUUUUUGUUUUUUGUUUUUUAAUCUACUGACAAGUUGCUCUAGUAACCCAAAGAAGUGAAGGAGAAAGCAGCUGCCUCACCGCCCAGAUAUUGAUUUGUUCGGAUGUUUCAAUGCCUCAUGAUACAAUAAAACCACAAAAAUUUUCUUAACAGUUUAAA
This is a messenger RNA of Lynx canadensis (Canada lynx), 980 nucleotides long. It is a transcript of the gene NUTF2, whose product is annotated as nuclear transport factor 2. Gene Ontology annotation, cellular component: nuclear pore central transport channel. Bases 178 to 561 code for a protein of 127 amino acids. Lineage: Eukaryota; Metazoa; Chordata; Mammalia; Carnivora; Felidae. The transcript is spliced from 5 exons. Gene Ontology annotation, biological process: protein import into nucleus. The record is from RefSeq and is a predicted model, not a curated record.